Molecule: messenger RNA, 2104 nt
Organism: Centropristis striata (black sea bass)
Lineage: Eukaryota; Metazoa; Chordata; Actinopteri; Perciformes; Serranidae
Gene: fh
Product: fumarate hydratase
Exons: 1
Coding region: 48-1547 (499 amino acids)
Biological process (GO): malate metabolic process; fumarate metabolic process; tricarboxylic acid cycle
Cellular component (GO): tricarboxylic acid cycle heteromeric enzyme complex; mitochondrion
Molecular function (GO): fumarate hydratase activity
Source: RefSeq, a predicted model, not a curated record
GGAAGGCAGUGUUGACCUCCCCCCGGAUUCACCUCUAAUCAGAAGCCAUGUUUCGGUCUUUUAGACGCGUUCAGCAGUUUAACUGCAACCUCCUGACUUUACAAAGAGUCAGCGUCAACUCCAAACUCCUCAUCUGCACGUCCAGAAUGGCCGCUUCGGAGUACAGGAUCGAGCGGGACACGUUUGGUGAGCUCAAGGUCCCAGUGGACAAGUACUACGGCGCCCAGACUGUCAGAUCCACCAUGAAUUUCAAGAUUGGGGGACCCAGUGAGAGAAUGCCAAUCCAAGUGAUCAAGGCCUUUGGGAUCCUGAAGAGAGCGGCUGCUGAAGUUAACAAGGAGUUCGGCCUCGACCCAAAGAUAGCAAAUGCAAUCAUCCAGGCUGCAGAUGAGGUUUCAGCUGGUAAACUGGAUGAUCAUUUCCCUCUGGUGGUGUGGCAGACUGGAUCUGGAACUCAAAGCAACAUGAACGUCAAUGAGGUGAUCAGCAACAGAGCUAUUGAGAUCCUAGGAGGGAAACUGGGCUCCAAGGAUCCUGUCCAUCCUAAUGACCAUGUCAACAAGAGUCAGAGCUCCAACGACACCUUCCCCACUGCCAUGCACAUUGCUGCAGCCACAGAGGUACACCAUGUGCUGCUGCCUGGGCUGCAGACGCUGCAUGAUGCUCUGGCCGCCAAGGCUGAAGAGUUCAAAGAUAUCAUCAAGAUCGGACGCACGCACACUCAGGAUGCUGUGCCGCUCUCACUCGGACAAGAGUUCAGCGCCUACGUCCAGCAGGUGAAGUACAGCAUUGCCAGAGUGAAGGCUGCCAUGCCCAGGGUGUACGAGCUGGCAGCAGGAGGCACAGCAGUUGGCACAGGACUCAACACCCGCAUUGGCUUUGCUGAGAAAGUAGCUGAUACUGUUGCUUCUCUCACUGGCCUGCCAUUCAUCACCGCUCCCAACAAGUUUGAAGCUCUGGCAGCCCACGAUGCUCUGGUGGAGCUGAGUGGAGCUCUAAACACGGUGGCUGUCAGCAUGAUGAAGAUCGCCAAUGACAUCCGCUUCUUGGGGUCAGGACCCCGCUCAGGCCUGGGAGAGCUCGUCUUACCAGAGAAUGAACCAGGAAGCAGCAUCAUGCCAGGCAAGGUGAACCCCACCCAGUGUGAGGCCAUGACCAUGGUGGCAGCCCAGGUCAUGGGAAACCACGUGGCGGUCACCAUCGGGGGAAGCAACGGACACUUUGAGCUCAACGUCUUCAAGCCCAUGAUGGUGAAGAAUGUGCUGAACUCAGCUCGGCUUCUGGGCGACGCCUCCGUCUCCUUCACCAACAACUGUGUGGUGGGCAUCGAGGCCAACACCGAGAGGAUCAACAAGCUGAUGAAUGAGUCUCUCAUGUUGGUCACCGCACUCAACCCGCACAUCGGUUACGACAAAGCAGCCACCAUCGCCAAGACGGCUCACAAGAAGGGAUCCACGCUGAAGGCGGUGGCCGUGGAGCUGGGCUACCUGACCGAGGAGCAGUUUGACCAGUGGGUGAAGCCAAGUGAAAUGCUGGGGCCAAAAUAAACUGACAACACAAAAAGCACUUCCAACACAAAGGAAAUAACUUUUUUCAGUAUGAGAAAAGACUUUCCAAUUCAUUUAAAGAGGUUGAACUGUUUGAACAAACAUUCUCUGAAUCCUGAACAUCUCGUCUCUGAUGCAGCUUCUUACUCGUAACAGUAAAUCCAUCCAUUAAAACAAAACUAUUAUUUUAAGAUGCUACUUGACCCAGGUUUUUUUACACGAACACCAGUAUGUCUUACACAUUAUAAGUUGUCAUUUUAUUGACAUUAGGUUGAAAGUAGUCAAACCUGUUGCUCCACAUAAGUACGUCUUGCAAUCACUACAACUUUUUGGAGGAGUAAACUGCUUCUAUUUCUAUACCAACUUGUUGUUUUUUGGUAUUUAAAGUCUUAAAUACUUUGACUCUAAGUUGGUACCCUCAGAUGUUCACUCUGCUUUUCCAAAUAAUUGAACAAGGACUUCUGUACCUCGUAUGUUCUGGUUUACAGUAUGUGUGCCAUUUGUGCAACGUUCCAGUUCAAUUAAAUAUGUAUUCAUUAAAAAGCAAGUAUAUUCUG